Messenger RNA from Jatropha curcas, 2263 nucleotides. Its product is annotated as floral homeotic protein APETALA 2. Lineage: Eukaryota; Viridiplantae; Streptophyta; Magnoliopsida; Malpighiales; Euphorbiaceae. Gene Ontology annotation, molecular function: DNA-binding transcription factor activity; DNA binding. The record is from RefSeq and is a predicted model, not a curated record. Gene Ontology annotation, biological process: regulation of DNA-templated transcription.
AACAAUACUAAAGAAAAAAGAUAAGAAAAGAAAAAUGAGAGGCAAGUUGUUAGAAAGAGAAAUAGAAGACAAGAGAGAGAAAGAGAGGUAUUAAGGUGGGUUAGGAUGCUUUCGGCUAAGCUAGCUGAAACUGGCCUCGUCUAUGCUGUAUUGGGCAGUUAGGGAUACAAGAUCUUGAAACAUCUCCCCUACUACCUUUUUGCAACUCUCUCUCUCUCUGUCUCACAGAGUCGUAGGUUUUUCUUUCUCUCCUUUGAAUACUCAAAGUCUAAAAAUCUCCUUGUGUCUCUUUAUAUGUCCAUCGUUAUAUAUUUUUAUUAUUUAUUCACUACAACAACUAAAGGAAGAAAAUUUCUUUAGCUGCCAUGGCCACCACCCUUAUUAAUUCUACUCUUUCAUGUUAUUAACACUCUUUUACUCUUUUUCAAGCUUGGGUUUUUCUUCUUCUUCUUUGUUCAUUCUUCCUUCAAGGCAAAAAUUAAAAGAAAAACAAUGUGGGACUUAAAUGACUCGCCUGAUCAGAGAAGAGAUGAUGAAUCCGAGGGUUGUUCUUCGCAGAAAACCUCUUUAGAUGGCGAAGAUGAUAAUAAGGGUAAACGGGUCGGAUCUGUUUCUAAUUCUAGCUCUUCUGCUGUUGUUAUUGAGGAUGGAUCCGAAGAAGAAGAUCAUGCUAGUGCUGAGAGAGGAAGAAUCAAGAAGCGGACUAGUAAAAUAUUUGGGUUUUCUGUUCCUCGUGAAGACUACAUGGACACUGACGCGCCUGUGACCCGCCAAUUUUUUCCGGUUGAGGAUCAAGAAAUGGGGGCAACGUCUGCUGGCAGCGGUGGAGCUGGGUUUCCCCGCGCUCACUGGGUUGGAGUUAAGUUUUGUCAAUCGGAAUCAUCACUUGCUUCUCCAAAAUCUGUUGAGAUGUCGCAACCUUUGAAAAAAUCCCGUCGAGGUCCCCGGUCAAGAAGCUCUCAGUAUCGCGGUGUCACUUAUUACCGGAGAACCGGCCGAUGGGAGUCUCAUAUAUGGGAUUGUGGGAAGCAAGUGUAUCUAGGUGGAUUUGACACUGCACAUGCAGCUGCUCGUGCAUAUGAUAGGGCAGCUAUAAAGUUUAGAGGAGUGGAGGCAGAUAUAAAUUUUAGCAUUGAAGAUUAUGAAGAAGACUUAAAACAGAUGAGCAACCUUACUAAAGAAGAGUUUGUGCAUGUACUUCGCCGACAAAGCACUGGUUUUCCAAGAGGAAGUUCUAAAUAUAGAGGUGUUACCUUACACAAGUGUGGAAGAUGGGAAGCUCGAAUGGGCCAAUUUUUAGGCAAAAAGUAUGUGUAUUUAGGCUUGUUUGAUACUGAGAUUGAAGCUGCAAGAGCUUAUGACAAAGCUGCAAUUAAGUGCAAUGGGAAAGAGGCAGUGACUAAUUUCGAUCCAAGCAUUUAUGAAAAUGAACUAAACUCUUCUGAAUCAUCAGGAAAUGUUGCUGCAGAUCACAAUCUUGAUCUGAGUUUAGGCAAUUCCGCUGGAAUGGAUCAACAUUCUCCAUCAAUGGAUUGGCGAAAUCGAGGAAUUAGGCCGCCUAAGCUUAACUUGCAGAGAAAUGGUGAGAAUGAUGACCGUAGAAGAGAAGGAUAUUGCGAAACAGAAACAAUGCAGCUUCUUAGCCAAACCCAUAUCCAAUCUCCAGCGAAUGAACCGCAAAGAUUCCAGAUGCUUCAUGGUUUUUCACCCAGUUAUCAAAUUCAGUUUCCAAGCAGCAGCAAUGGAGGCCGAAUUGAGAGUGGUCUAUCACUAUGUUCAAGUGAUAAUCAACAGCAUCAGCAACAGCAACAGUUACCACGACAAUGGCAAUCGGGCUCCCCAGCUAGUAGUUAUUCGCAGCAUCAUCAGUUGGUUGCUAGUGCUGCAGCAUCAUCAGGAUUCCCGCAACAAAUUAGGACUCCACAAAACUGGCUGCAGAAGAAUGGGUUCCACUCUUUAUUGAGACCCUCUUGACCCAUAUAAUGAAGUAGCCAUCAUUUCCAUCUCACAAACCAAUAUCUUCCUCCUCCUAAUUGUUCUCCUAUGCAUAUGUAAAGAACAAUGACAUUUUCCCAACCAUCCCAGAUCAACCCAAGAUUAUUACCAAUAGGGAAAAAAGAAAAAAAAUAAUAAAAGAAAGAUAUAUAUAGAGUGAAAGAAAUUCCAAUUUUCAAGUUUCUGGGAAAUGUUGGCAACCACUGUAACUAACCAAUGGACAAAAAGUCUUCUAACUAAGUUUAUUCAUUUCGAGUUUCUGACUAAA